AUGCGGUUCACGGCGGGGGCCUCGUCGACGCGGUCGUGGCAGCCCAUGCCGACGGCGGACACCACGGACCUGCGCUUCUGGCUGCGCUGGCGGGUGGCCGUGUGCACGCUCUGGGUGCUCUGCUGCGUCGCCGCCGCGGCCUACCUCAUCUGGCGCCACGAGGGGCCGCGCGCGCACCGCCGCAUCGGAGCCGCCAAGCAGGACGCGGCCGCGCAAGGGCGGCGACGGCCGGACGAGCUGCUGUACGACGACGAGGCGUGGCGGCCCUGCCUCCGGGACAUCCACCCGGCCUGGCUGCUCGUCUACAGGCUCGUCUCCUUCGUCCUCUUCAGCCUCCUCAUCGUCAUCUCCGACGGCGGCAACAUCUUCCUCUCCACAUGCCUCAUCGUCGACCACCCUGCUGGCAGCCUGGCACAUUCUUCUGGGCCUCUUCCCCGGCGCUCGAGGUACAGCAGUGGCGGCACCGCUCCUCCUCACAGGUAUGGCCGCAUCUGCCUGUGCUCGGCAGAAGGAGGAGGCCGUGGUCAUGGCGACAUGCGGCACCCAUUUGUCGAGGCGGAGGUGCAAGCGCGCAGGGAAGAGAAGAAGGCCUGA
This is a messenger RNA of Triticum turgidum subsp. durum (durum wheat), 594 nucleotides long. The record is from the annotation of a GenBank genome assembly. NCBI's taxonomy places the organism in Eukaryota, Viridiplantae, Streptophyta, Magnoliopsida, Poales, Poaceae.